This is a messenger RNA of Marchantia polymorpha subsp. ruderalis, 1912 nucleotides long. The record is from the annotation of a GenBank genome assembly. Lineage: Eukaryota; Viridiplantae; Streptophyta; Marchantiopsida; Marchantiales; Marchantiaceae.
GGGAGGGGAGGGAUGGCAACAGUUGCGCCUUUGUCCCAUGCAGGUCCGGCGAGCGUCGUAGAUUGCACCGAGUCCUCGUGCGUUUCGCCAGAUCUGGUGCGGCCGAAUGGCGCUCACGGAGCUGCAAUUUUCAAUGAUUUUGUUUCCGGACAUGCGUGAACAGCUGCAGUGGCCGCCGCUCGGUGCUUCUGAGUCUCGGUAAGGGGGGGCUAACUCUGGCGAGGCCUGCAGCUCGGCUUCCGCCAGUGGCCCUGCCUCGGCGCUAUUGCUCUGCUCGGAGCUGGUGGGAUUCUCUCACAGCCUGGGUGACAGGACGAUCUUAGUGCGCAGGCACUCUUCUAAAACACCCAGUCCUCGGCACGAAGCAAGCGCGACGCCUCCCGGACCAUAUCAAAUUCCCAACACCUCCCCUUUUACUGGUUCGAUCUCUGAAUUCCGAACGCAGCUGUAUCGAGCCGGACUCGGAAAAUAAACCGCGGAUCGUACUUCUUCCGGUCCGCCUUGCCCCGCUGGUGAAUUGGAGGAGAGAAAAUCAGGGGACAUUCGGCCGACUCGAAUUCCAGUCUAAUGGUGAGUCUUAACGAACUCUUCUACGGCGGCCCGGGCCCCGACUGGAUUGUAGGUCCGCCCCCAGAGCCUCGCAUCGUCAACCCAGGAAACGACGAUGGCGAGCCUCAGUAGACGUGAACACGAGCAGCGAAUCUUGUGCGAUUACAUCGAAGACUGAGGUUCAUCCUUACGGGGAAUUCGUUAGCCCGCAGAAGGUGUGCUGUGCGCGCGCGCACGAACGAACGAGCAGAUUUUGGUUUUGGUGAACUUGAGAUUUGGAGACAAUCUACAGCCGGAAUCGAUUGAGUAAACCUUAAGGAGACCUGAUUGGAAGGCAUCUUCCCACUUCUUGUCUGGGAGGCGGGGCUAUGAAAUCAUGACAUCGUCCCGAGAAACUCUGGAGAUCCACCUCGAGAGUUUCAGGCUGUUACAUCUGCUGAAUGCUGCUCUCUCCGCGUCCGAGGAGAGCGGUGAAUUCUCAAGGAGGUCUGUGAGUCCAGAGAUCUGUCGGGCGCUCGGAUCCUCGAAGCAUGGGGUUGUCGUCGAGUUAUGCAACCUACUUCCAUACAUAUGAUUCUGUGAUUCUGUCACCGGCUUGUAGAAUAGUCAUGCGGAACUUAGCUCUGUUGCUUCUGUACACCAUAUCUUCUCAACGGACUCUGCAGGGGGAUCAGGCAUUCUUCUGGCCGGGAUUUUCUCCACAACCUUUCAACGAUAUUGACCGCUUUCCAAAGCAUGUCCUGGAAAGCUUCCUUUGGCAAUUGCAUACUCUGCAACUCAAUUAUCAAGUUCUAGUACGACGUCAGAGAGAGAUAGUGUCGAAGAAAGUGGGUAGUUUUUCUACUGCAGAUCUGUUAUGUUUUAGACUCAGUUUUGUGCCACAAAAAUCUUCUGAUGGGAUUGUAGUUAGCUGUACAGUGAUGAAGAUGAAAGUUUAAGUUGCUCUCUUGAGCUUGCAGAUCUGGUUACGUCUGUCCCUCUUGUGACGGUGACAAGGUUUUAAGUAAUUGGUUCUCUUUUUCUUGAGCUAAACAACUGAGCUGGCUUCCUGAUAUGUUCAUCGCCGUUCGUGUUUGACUCGUCUCACAUGUCCGCAUCUCGUUCUCAGGCCCUGCGAAACUGCUCUGAUGCAUGCCCCAAGACGAAGGUUGGCAAUUUUCUUCUUGUGAAUCUACAUGUUCUUGUCACUCUGGAGCUUGAGUAGAUUCGCUGGACUCACUACUUGGAGGUCUACUUGUUCCGGCCACUCUGUGCAGAAGCUUGCUUCCAUUUUCCAUCACUGGACAUGACGUGCCGCUCUUGUUACAUGAUCCAAGGGAAUGGAGGUGGCAUGAUACUUCCCGCUUCACCCUUGAUCUUUUGU